CAGCGGAACACACAGGUCGCGGCGGGUGACGACAUGAACACUUCAGAGGGUGAAAGUUGGGAUUCAGUUAGGCCACUAUAUAACCAUGCACGGUGCUUAUUAUCAGUCCUGCAUUUUUUGUGAAUAUUCGUGAUCUAGUGACAAUUCUUCAUGGAACUAAAAUUCAACAGUGAACUGCGAAUUGAUUUACAAUCUGCGUUCGGGCCCCUUCAGCACGCGGCAUUGUUGGACCGGGCUGAUGACGUCACCGGCGGCCGGGCCAAUGAGGGCGGGCGCGGGCGAGGCGCGGUGUUGUGGUGGCGGGUGAGCCUCGUGACGUCACUCCCAGCUCCGCCAAUAACAUUCGAAGGUGGCAACGGACUGUGAUGGACGCGGGUGUCCCUGGGAACCAUGCCGAGUGCCAGCCGAGUGGGUGUCAACCUCCGAGCCUCAGCGUAUUUACACCAAGGUGACAGGAAGUAUAUGGAAGAUGAGUUCCAGGUGGCCUACCAGAGGACCCACGACAAGAAGGACAUCGAGUACGCCUUCUUCGGAAUCUUCGAUGGACACGGCGGGAAAGAAGCAGCGCAUUUUGCGAAGGAUAACCUAAUGGACAAUAUCGUGAGCCUCCGUGCGUUUUGGUCUGACGACGACGAGGAUGUGUUGGCAGCCAUCAAGGAAGGCUUCCUGCAGACACACAUGGCGAUGUGGAAAGUUCUCGAUCAGUGGCCCAGAACAGCAUCUGGUUGGCCCAGCACCAGUGGUACAACUGCCAGUGUGGCCUUCAUUCGCCGCCAGAAAAUAUACAUUGGACAUGUUGGGGACUCAGGGAUAGUACUUGGCUACGAAGAACCAGGUGGUGAAUGGCAUGGGGAAGCACUUACCAGAGACCACAAACCUGAGAGUGUGGUGGAGAAGGCACGCAUUACUGAAUGUGGAGGCAAAGUUAUCAACAAGUCUGGAGUACCACGAGUGGUUUGGAAUAGACCUAAAUCUGGGCACCAGGGUCCUGUGCGAAGAUCUACUCCCAUGGAUGAGAUUCCCUUUUUAGCUGUUGCUCGUUCCUUGGGAGACCUUUGGAGCUACAAUGCCACCAAUGACCAAUUUGUGGUAUCACCGGAGCCAGAUGUGUGUGUGAUGCCCAUUGACAUCAGUCGGCACCGGUGCCUUAUCUUUGGCACAGAUGGCUUGUGGAAUGUACUGACACCGGAUGCUGCAGUCAGUGUGGCACACCAAGCUGAGCGCAACAACGAAAAGCAUUACCUUGGCGUGCCCAACUCCUGUGGGAAGCAACGUCUGUGGGUGAAUCCUUCGCGGUCAGUGGUGUCGGGUGCUCUAGGACGUUACCUUAAAUUAAACCUCCGUGCCGACAACACAAGUGCGGUGACCGUUUUUCUUGAUCCACCAGGACGCCCCAAAAGAGAGGUUCUGCUGCAGCAGAAGGGAAUGAAAAAAGGAUCUCCUGUUAAACCUGUCACUAAAGCACCUGAGGAAGUACGCAGUCAAGAUGCCUUGGUUCAGGUUCACAUGUACAAUCAGAACCAGGCCAGCAAACAGGAGGGUAACAGAGGUGUUUUGCGUAUAAAAGAGUGUCGCCCUCAGAAAUGGCAAACCAGUCCCCAGGAUGAGAUGGCACGGCAAACUAUUACCCUUCCAGGGUACAGUGAUCAGGCCAUGACCAGGUUAGGUUGUUCUGAGGGUGGAAGUGAUAGUGCACAUUCAGUUCCUAGCACUUCAGCAGACAACACCACAGAUCAUAAUGUUGAGAGUGUUGACUCAAGGGUGGUUGGUACACUUCCAAGUGAUGUGAGGUCACCAACACCACCUUUCCCUGAUUGUGUACCCAGUAUAAUUCCAGUAAGUGAGACAGAGGAAAGACCCCAAAGCAAAUUAGAAAACAGACCAGACAGUAGAACAGAAAGCAGAUUAGAAGAUAAUUCAGAAAAUGAGUCCCCAAGUACCCCAGAAUCCAUACCAGAAAAUACAACCGACACAAGAACAGAUUUGAGACCAUUGCGAGAUGACAUCCAAAUCCCAGUUGUAUCUAGCAGUACUAUUAGCCCAGCAAAUAAACCAGGUGUUAAAGUUAAAGGAAGCUCAGCAGUGACUACACAAGAGAAGGGAGAAGGCAAACGAAGAACACGGUCAAAUAUACAUCAAGCUGGACAUGUUGCUGAAAGUGAGAACAUGGAGCAACACCCCAGGCCUCCCAAUAACAACAAUGAAUGGACUGACCAACACGGGGAGGAGAAGGCUGGCACUAGCUCCAAAAGCAAAAAUUCUAAAGAAAAUACAAAUGUGGAUUCCUCUAAUCGUGUUUUGAAAUCUGUGAACAGAGGCACUCCCGAGUCCAUGGGACGUUCCUCUUCGAAGAGUGUCAUUACCACCAAACGCAAAAGAAAUUCAGAUUUGGAGACUGUGCCACUUGGGGAGCCCACAUCAAAAUCUGCCAGAGUCCAUACUCGAUCACACACCUGGAGCCAUAAAUCCAUGAUAACCAGAAGUCAAGAAAAGACACACACCACCCCAACCAGAACUUCAGCAACUCAUAAAAAGUGAGAUUUUCAAAAAUAUUUUGAAUUGCCAUAUAUUUUUCUUGUUACUAAGUGAUUGAUCUCAUGGAAAAUAAUGGUGGGGUGGUUUACAAUUUUUUGAGGUGCUAAACUGUUGCCUGUUUUAAAAUAAUUGUAAAUGAGACAUGGUCACACUACCUUGGUGAUCACCGUUACAUUUCUCACUGAAAUAAUAGUUUUAAGGGGUAUGCAGACCACUGGCAAAUUGUGUACAGGACUAGGUAUCUGAUUAGAUUCCCAUUGGCAAAAAAAUUUAAGGCGUGCCUUGUCAGAGGAGCCAGUGUGUGUGAAAAAGUACAAUUUCUUAUGACAGAGUUGGAUCAGCCUGACUCGAGCAGGUUUUAAUGGACCAUAAGGAGAGCGUUUGUUAUGAACAUGUUAGAGAGUGUAGAAUUAUUUUUAUAUGUACUAUAGUUUUAUUGAAAUCGGUAACCAGUUUAACCUAAAUUUAUGCUAAGUUUUAUUUUAUCAAAUUCUAGGGGACGAUAAUUUCCUUGUGAAUUUUUUUAAUCAUUUUAUUACUUUCCCCACCCAGUGUGACUGGGAAACUGAGUCAAUGACAAGUAAAAUAAUUUGUAUGGUUUAAGUAUAUUUAUUCAUUUUAAUCUACCUCUCAAUUGCUAUAAUUAAUACUGCUACAAGAUAAAUUUUACACAUACUCGAUCUUGAGUUAUGUUUUUUAGCUGUCACAGAGGUGAACUUCCUCACAAUUAAUAUCAUAUGGGCAGUAUUUUUUAUUUUUAUGAAUAUACAUUUUUAAUAUCUGGGGCUUUUUGAAUUAAUGGUGACGUAACAUUUCCAAGGUAUUAACAUUUUAAGUACCUAUAAAGUUUAGUAUGUUGUGAUACAUGAAGGGGAAAGUGAAGUGAAGGCAGCAUGAAAUUCAAUGUCCAUCAUCAGGUAAACUUCAAAAACAAACCUUUGUGAUUUUAAAAAUUCAUUUAUAUUUGACUUUUUUCAUGGUGGAAGUAAAUUUUAUACACUACAUCUUGCUAAUAGACCGUAUUGGCUAUCAGCUUGCAACGAGGAUGCUUUACUCUUUGUUUACCAAUUUCCCACAGUUUUGGUGUUGUACCGCAGCACCGUGUGUGUAAAACAUAUGUUUAAGACCAGAAAUCUAAAUAACCACACUUUCAGAAAUAAUACUGAUGCAGCAACAAAUUAUACUAGAGUUACUGGAAAGUAAUAUACACCCAUGAACGAAUAUUGAGGAGACUAAACUUCUGAUGUAGCCUCCUGUCGCUCACAAGAGAUACAGGCCUGUGUACGUUCAGCACUCGGUGGUCAUAUAUAUCAUACAUAGACGCAAACCUUUAAACCUACAAGGAAUGAGUAUUAUAUAUUUUUCCUGACCAAUAGUUACUGUGUUUUGAACAUUUGGCUCCAAACAUUAACUUGUAUUCUGCAAUCCCAAAACAAACAAAAAAGAACUUCACUAGGAAAAGUACCUCUUUGACAGUUCUCCAGGUGACUGAGUUAGGUGCUGCGUGUGUAGCCAAUACUGUCUGUUGGGUGUGCCUACUUAUGUUCUUUGUUUUAUUUAUAUUUUAUUUUCCUCCACUAAUUUACUUUGGAUGAGUGAAAGUGACAAGUACAAUUUGCAUUACCAGGGGUCCUUAAGGUAUGUAAUUGUGAUAAAUUGUGAUCAGGAUCAAUUUUAGAAUGUGUUUCCAAAAGCCUUCUUAACUUUUAUGUACUAUUGAUGAAUUGUACAGUGAUGUAAACUCCAGGGUGUAAAUAUAUUGUAUAUAACUGAUUGAUACUC
This is a messenger RNA of Eriocheir sinensis (Chinese mitten crab), 4317 nucleotides long. RefSeq lists its product as uncharacterized. The transcript is spliced from 6 exons. Gene Ontology annotation, cellular component: nucleus; cytosol. Gene Ontology annotation, molecular function: mitogen-activated protein kinase binding; cation binding; protein serine/threonine phosphatase activity. Gene Ontology annotation, biological process: protein dephosphorylation. Bases 391 to 2538 code for a protein of 715 amino acids. The record is from RefSeq and is a predicted model, not a curated record. Lineage: Eukaryota; Metazoa; Arthropoda; Malacostraca; Decapoda; Varunidae.